Messenger RNA from Symphalangus syndactylus (siamang), 8185 nucleotides. RefSeq names its product polybromo 1 (gene PBRM1). The record is from RefSeq and is a predicted model, not a curated record. Gene Ontology annotation, biological process: chromatin remodeling; transcription elongation by RNA polymerase II. NCBI's taxonomy places the organism in Eukaryota, Metazoa, Chordata, Mammalia, Primates, Hylobatidae. Gene Ontology annotation, molecular function: protein binding; chromatin binding. Gene Ontology annotation, cellular component: SWI/SNF complex; RSC-type complex.
GCAGCAGCCGUGGCGGCCACGGGGCGGGGCGCGGCGGUCGGUGACCGCGGCCGGGGCUGCAGGCGGCGGAGCGGCUGGGUCGCCCAUAUUUGAUUUUGAGCUCCAAAAUGGAAGAUUGGAAAAUAUGUUUUGAAGAGCUUGCCAACACUUGGUGUCACAUGUGAGCCUCCCACAUGUAUUCACUCUCCAUUCCAGCUCUGUGAUUGAACUCUGCUCUUAUUGACUAGGGGGCAGUUGGGCAGGCAUGCUUCAUUCCUGGAAUUGACAGUCAUUCCUAAUUUUUGAAUAUACUAACACUGAAUCAGCACUUCUAAAGCCCUUCCUUCUCCCACUGGCUUCACUUGGCUUUCAGACAUAAUGAGGAGACUGGCUUUUCGAGGCGCUGGUUGUGCUCUGGUAAAGCUGAAGAAGUUGGAUUCCAUGGGUUCCAAGAGAAGAAGAGCUACCUCCCCUUCCAGCAGUGUCAGCGGGGACUUUGAUGAUGGGCACCAUUCUGUGUCAACACCAGGCCCAAGCAGGAAAAGGAGGAGACUUUCCAAUCUUCCAACUGUAGAUCCUAUUGCCGUGUGCCAUGAACUCUAUAAUACCAUCCGAGACUAUAAGGAUGAACAGGGCAGACUUCUCUGCGAGCUCUUCAUUAGGGCACCAAAGCGAAGAAAUCAACCAGACUAUUAUGAAGUGGUUUCUCAGCCCAUUGACUUGAUGAAAAUACAACAGAAACUAAAAAUGGAAGAGUAUGAUGAUGUUAAUUUGCUGACUGCUGACUUCCAGCUUCUUUUUAACAAUGCAAAGGCCUAUUAUAAGCCAGAUUCUCCUGAAUAUAAAGCCGCUUGCAAACUCUGGGAUUUGUACCUUCGAACAAGAAAUGAGUUUGUUCAGAAAGGAGAAGCAGAUGACGAAGAUGAUGAUGAAGAUGGGCAAGACAAUCAGGGCACAGUGACUGAAGGAUCUUCUCCAACUUACUUGAAGGAGAUCCUGGAGCAGCUUCUUGAAGCCAUAGUUGUAGCUACAAAUCCAUCAGGACGUCUCAUUAGCGAACUUUUUCAGAAACUGCCUUCUAAAGUGCAAUAUCCAGAUUAUUAUGCAAUAAUUAAGGAGCCUAUAGAUCUCAAGACCAUUGCCCAGAGGAUACAGAAUGGAAGCUACAAAAGUAUUCAUGCAAUGGCCAAAGAUAUAGAUCUCCUCGCAAAAAAUGCCAAAACGUAUAAUGAGCCUGGCUCUCAAGUAUUCAAGGAUGCAAAUUCAAUUAAAAAAAUAUUUUAUAUGAAAAAGGCUGAAAUUGAACAUCAUGAAAUGGCCAAGUCAAGUCUUCGAAUGAGGACUCCAUCCAACUUGGCUGCAGCCAGACUGACAGGUCCUUCACACAGUAAAGGCAGCCUUGGUGAAGAGAGAAAUCCCACUAGCAAGUAUUACCGUAAUAAAAGAGCAGUACAAGGAGGUCGUUUAUCAGCAAUUACAAUGGCACUUCAGUAUGGCUCAGAAAGUGAAGAAGAUGCUGCUUUAGCUGCUGCACGUUAUGAAGAGGGAGAGUCAGAAGCAGAAAGCAUCACUUCCUUUAUGGAUGUUUCAAAUCCUUUUUAUCAGCUUUAUGACACAGUUAGGAGUUGUCGGAAUAACCAAGGGCAGCUAAUAGCUGAACCUUUUUUCCAUUUGCCUUCAAAGAAAAAAUACCCUGAUUAUUACCAGCAAAUUAAAAUGCCCAUAUCACUACAACAGAUCCGAACAAAGCUGAAGAAUCAAGAAUAUGAAACUUUAGAUCAUUUGGAGUGUGAUCUGAAUUUAAUGUUUGAAAAUGCCAAACGCUAUAAUGUGCCCAAUUCAGCCAUCUACAAGCGAGUUCUAAAAUUGCAGCAAGUUAUGCAGGCAAAGAAGAAAGAGCUUGCCAGGAGAGACGAUAUCGAGGACGGAGACAGCAUGAUCUCUUCAGCCACCUCUGAUACUGGUAGUGCCAAAAGAAAAAGUAAAAAGAACAUAAGAAAGCAGCGAAUGAAAAUCUUAUUCAAUGUUGUUCUUGAAGCUCGAGAGCCAGGUUCAGGCAGAAGACUUUGUGACCUAUUUAUGGUUAAACCAUCCAAAAAGGACUAUCCUGAUUAUUAUAAAAUCAUCUUGGAGCCAAUGGACUUGAAAAUAAUUGAGCAUAACAUCCGCAAUGACAAAUAUGCCGGUGAAGAGGGAAUGAUAGAAGACAUGAAGCUGAUGUUCCGGAAUGCCAGGCACUAUAACGAGGAGGGCUCCCAGGUAUACAAUGAUGCACAUAUCCUGGAGAAGUUACUCAAGGAGAAAAGGAAAGAGCUGGGCCCACUGCCUGAUGAUGAUGACAUGGCUUCUCCCAAACUCAAGCUGAGUAGGAAGAGUGGCAUUUCUCCUAAAAAAUCAAAAUACAUGACUCCAAUGCAGCAGAAACUAAAUGAGGUCUAUGAAGCUGUAAAGAACUAUACUGAUAAGAGGGGUCGCCGCCUCAGUGCCAUAUUUCUGAGGCUUCCCUCUAGAUCUGAGUUGCCUGACUACUAUCUGACUAUUAAAAAGCCCAUGGACAUGGAAAAAAUUCGAAGUCACAUGAUGGCCAACAAGUACCAAGAUAUUGACUCUAUGGUUGAGGACUUUGUCAUGAUGUUUAAUAAUGCCUGUACAUACAAUGAGCCUGAGUCUUUGAUCUACAAAGAUGCUCUUGUUCUACACAAAGUCCUGCUUGAAACACGCAGAGACCUGGAGGGAGAUGAGGACUCUCAUGUCCCAAAUGUGACUUUGCUGAUUCAAGAGCUUAUCCACAAUCUUUUUGUGUCAGUCAUGAGUCAUCAGGAUGAUGAGGGAAGAUGCUACAGUGAUUCUUUAGCAGAAAUUCCUGCUGUGGAUCCCAACUUUCCUAACAAACCACCCCUUACAUUUGACAUAAUUAGGAAGAAUGUUGAAAAUAAUCGCUACCGGCGGCUUGAUUUAUUUCAAGAGCAUAUGUUUGAAGUAUUGGAACGAGCAAGAAGGAUGAAUCGGACAGAUUCAGAAAUAUAUGAAGAUGCGGUAGAACUUCAGCAGUUUUUUAUUAAAAUUCGUGAUGAACUCUGCAAAAAUGGAGAGAUUCUUCUUUCACCGGCACUCAGCUAUACCACAAAACAUUUGCAUAAUGAUGUGGAGAAAGAGAAAAAGGAAAAAUUGCCAAAAGAAAUAGAGGAAGAUAAACUAAAACGAGAAGAAGAAAAAAGAGAAGCUGAAAAGAGUGAAGAUUCCUCUGGUGCUGCAGGCCUCUCAGGCUUACAUCGCACAUAUAGCCAGGACUGUAGCUUUAAAAACAGCAUGUACCAUGUUGGAGAUUACGUCUAUGUGGAACCUGCAGAGGUCAACCUACAACCACAUAUAGUCUGUAUUGAAAGACUGUGGGAGGAUUCAGCUGGUGAAAAAUGGUUGUAUGGCUGUUGGUUUUACCGACCAAAUGAAACAUUCCACCUGGCUACACGAAAAUUUCUAGAAAAAGAAGUUUUUAAGAGUGACUAUUACAACAAAGUUCCAGUUAGUAAAAUUCUAGGCAAGUGUGUGGUCAUGUUUGUCAAGGAAUACUUUAAGUUAUGCCCAGAAAACUUCCGAGAUGAGGAUGUUUUUGUCUGUGAAUCACGGUAUUCUGCCAAAACCAAAUCUUUUAAGAAAAUUAAACUGUGGACGAUGCCCAUCAGCUCAGUUAGGUUUGUCCCUCGGGAUGUGCCUCUGCCUGUGGUUCGCGUGGCCUCUGUAUUUGCAAAUGCAGAUAAAGGUGAUGAUGAGAAGAAUACAGACAACUCAGAGGACAGUCGAGCUGAAGACAAUUUUAACUUGGAAAAGGAAAAAGAAGAUGUCCCUGUGGAAAUGUCCAAUGGUGAACCAGGUUGCCACUACUUUGAGCAGCUCCAUUACAAUGACAUGUGGCUGAAGGUUGGCGACUGUGUCUUCAUCAAGUCCCAUGGCCUGGUGCGUCCUCGUGUGGGCAGAAUUGAAAAAGUAUGGGUUCGAGAUGGAGCUGCAUAUUUUUAUGGCCCCAUCUUCAUUCACCCAGAAGAAACGGAGCAUGAGCCCACAAAAAUGUUCUACAAAAAAGAAGUAUUUCUGAGUAAUCUGGAAGAAACCUGCCCCAUGACAUGUAUUCUCGGAAAGUGUGCUGUGUUGUCAUUCAAGGACUUCCUCUCCUGCAGGCCAACUGAAAUACCAGAAAAUGACAUUCUGCUUUGUGAGAGCCGCUACAAUGAGAGCGACAAGCAGAUGAAGAAAUUUAAAGGAUUGAAGAGGUUUUCACUCUCUGCUAAAGUGGUAGAUGAUGAAAUUUACUACUUCAGGAAACCAAUUGUUCCUCAGAAGGAGCCGUCACCUUUGUUGGAAAAGAAGAUCCAGUUGCUAGAAGCUAAAUUUGCCGAGUUAGAAGGUGGAGAUGAUGAUAUUGAAGAGAUGGGAGAAGAAGAUAGUGAGGUCAUUGAACCUCCUUCUCUACCUCAGCUUCAGACCCCCCUGGCCAGUGAGCUGGACCUCAUGCCCUACACACCCCCACAGUCUACCCCAAAGUCUGCCAAAGGCAGUGCAAAGAAGGAAGGCUCCAAACGUAAAAUCAACAUGAGUGGCUACAUCCUGUUCAGCAGUGAGAUGAGGGCUGUGAUUAAGGCCCAACACCCAGACUACUCUUUCGGGGAGCUCAGUCGCCUGGUGGGGACAGAAUGGAGAAAUCUUGAGACAGCCAAGAAAGCAGAAUAUGAAGAGCGGGCAGCUAAAGUUGCUGAGCAGCAGGAGAGAGAGCGAGCAGCACAGCAACAGCAGCCGAGUGCUUCUCCCCGAGCAGGCACCCCUGUGGGGGCUCUCAUGGGGGUGGUGCCACCACCAACACCAAUGGGGAUGCUCAAUCAGCAGUUGACACCUGUUGCAGGCAUGAUGGGUGGCUAUCCGCCAGGCCUUCCACCUUUGCAGGGCCCAGUUGAUGGCCUUGUUAGCAUGGGCAGCAUGCAGCCACUUCACCCUGGGGGGCCUCCACCCCACCAUCUUCCACCAGGUGUGCCUGGCCUCCCGGGCAUCCCACCACCGGGUGUGAUGAACCAAGGAGUGGCCCCUAUGGUAGGGACUCCAGCACCAGGUGGAAGUCCAUAUGGACAACAGGUGGGAGUUUUGGGGCCUCCAGGGCAGCAGGCACCACCUCCAUAUCCCGGCCCACAUCCAGCUGGACCCCCUGUCAUACAGCAGCCAACAACACCCAUGUUUGUAGCUCCCCCACCAAAGACCCAGCGGCUUCUUCACUCAGAGGCCUACCUGAAAUACAUUGAAGGACUCAGUGCUGAGUCCAACAGUAUUAGCAAAUGGGAUCAGACACUGGCAGCUCGAAGACGCGACAUCCAUUUGUCAAAAGAACAGGAGAGCCGCCUACCCUCUCACUGGCUGAAAAGCAAAGGGGCCCACACCACCAUGGCAGAUGCCCUCUGGCGCCUUCGAGAUUUGAUGCUCCGGGACACCCUCAACAUUCGCCAAGCAUACAACCUAGAAAAUGUUUAAUCACAUCAUUAUGUUUCUUUUAUAUAGAAGCAUAAAGAGUUGUGGAUCAGUAGCCAUUUUAGUUACUGGGGGUGGGGGGAAGGAACAAAGGAGGAUAAUUUUUAUUGCAUUUUACUGUACAUCACAAGGCCAUUUUUAUAUAAGGACACUUUUAAUAAGCUAUUUCAAUUUGUUUGUUAUAUUAAGUUGACUUUAUCAAAUACACAAAGAUUUUUUUGCAUAUGUUUCCUUCGUUUAAAACCAGUUUCAUAAUUGGUUGUAUAUGUAGACUUGGAGUUUUAUCUUUUUACUUGUUGCCAUGGAACUGAAACCAUUAGAGGUUUUGUCUUGGCUUGGGGUUUUUGUUUUCUUGGUUUUGGGUUUUUUUAUAUAUAUAAAAGAACAAAAUGAAAAAAAAACACACAAGAGUUUACAGAUUAGUUUAAACUGAUAAUGAAAUGUGAAGUUUAUCCUAGUUUACAUCUUAGAGAGGGGAGUAUACUUGUUUUUGUUUCAUGUGCCUGAAUAUCUUAAGCCACUUUCUGCAAAAGCUGUUUCUUACAGAUGAAGUGCUUUCUUUGAAAGGUGGUUAUUUAGGUUUUAGAUGUUUAAUAGACAUGGCACAUUUGCUUUAUUAACUCAGAGGCUCACUACAGAAAUACGUAAUCAGUGCUGUGCAUCUGUCUGCGGCUAAUGUACCUCCUGGACACCAGGAGGGGAAAAAGCACUUUUUCAAUUGUGCUAAGUUAGACACCUGUGAGUUAGACUAUGGUGUCAGUGAUUUUUGCAGAACACGUGCACAACCCUGAGGUAUGUUUAGUCUAGGCAGGUACGUUUAAGGGUAUUUUGAUCUAUUUAUAAUGAAUUCACAAUUUAUGCCUAUAAAUUUCAGAUGAUUUAAAAUUUUAAACCGGUGACACUGAAAAACAUUGAAGUUCAUCUUGAAGAAAGCAUUAAGGUAUGCAUGGAGAUGAUUUAUUUUUAAACAUAACACCUAACCUAACAUGGGGAAGAGAGUAUGUAACUAGAUAUGAGCUGUAUAAGAAGCAUAAUUGUGAACGAGUAGAUUGAUUGCCUUCUUACAUAAGUAUGUUUUAGUAUUCCUUAUUUCCUUAUUAUCAGAUGUAUUUUUUCUUUUAAGUUUCAAUGUUGUUAUAAUUCUCAACCAGAAAUUUAAUACUUUCUAAAAUAUUUUUUAAAUUUAGCUUGUGCUUUUGAAUUAUAGGAGAAGGGAAUCAUAAUUUAAUAAAAUGCUCACUAGAAAGACCAUUACAGAUCCCAAACACUUGGGUUUGGUGACCCUGUCUUUCUUAUAUGACCCUAUAAUAAACAUUUGAAGGCAGCAUAGGAUGGCAGACAGUAGGAACAUUGUUUCACUUGGCGGCAUGUUUUUGAAACCUGCUUUAUAGUAACUGGGUGAUUGCCAUUGUGGUAGAGCUUCCACUGCUGUUUAUAAUCUGAGAGAGUUACUCUCAGAGGAUGCUAUUUUCCUUUUAAUCUGCUAUGAAUCAGCACCCAGAUGUUUAAUUACUGUACUUAUUAAAUCAUGAGGGCAAAAGAGUGUAGAAUGGAAAAAAGUCUCUUGUAUCUAGAUACUUUAAAUACAGGAGGCCCUUUAACUUAAUUGCCUUUAGUCAACCACUGGAUUUGAAUUUGCAUCAAGUAUUUUAAAUAAUAUUGAAUUUAAAAAAAUGUAUUGCAGUAGUGUGUCAGUACCUUAUUGUUAAAGUGAGUCAGAUAAAUCUUCAGUUCCUGGUUAUUUGGGCAAUUGAAUCAUCAUGGACUGUAUAAUGCAAUCAGAUUAUUUUGUUUCUAGACAUCCUUGAAUUACACCAAAGAACAUGAAAUUUAGUUGUGGUUAAAUUAUUUAUUUAUUUCAUGCAUUCAUUUUAUUUCCCCUAAGGUCUGGAUGAGACUUCUUUGGGGAGCCUCUAAAAAAAUUAUUCGCUGGGGGCCACGUGGGUCGUUAGAAGCCAGAGCUCUCCUCCAGGCUCCUUCCCAGUGCCUAGAGGUGCUAUAGGAAACAUAGAUCCAGCCAGGGGCUUCCCUAAGGCAGUGCAGCACUGGCCCAGGGCAUCACUAGACAGGCCCUAAUUAAGUUUUUUUUAAAAAGCCUGUGUAUUUAUUUUAGAAUCAUGUUUUUCUGUAUAUUAACUUGGGGGAUAUCAUUAAUAUUUAGGAUAUAAGAUUUGAGGUCGGCCAUCUUAAAAAAAGAAAAACCAAAAAAAAAAAAUUGACUUAAGAAAGUACAAAUAAACUAUACAUCUUUUUUUCGUAAGUUUUAGGAACUGUAGUAAUGUGGCUUAGAAAGUAUAAUGGCCUAAAUGUUUUCAAAAUGUAAGUUCCUGUGGAGAAGAAUUGUUUAUAUUGCAAACAGGGGGGACUGAGGGGAACCUAUAGGUUUAAAACAGUAUGUUUGUCAGCCAACUGAUUUGAAAGGCCUUUAACUGUUUUGGUUGUUGUUUUUUUCAAGCCACUCUCCCCUUCCUAUGAGGAAGAAUUGAGAGGGGCACCUAUUUCUGUAAAAUCCCCAAAUUGGUGUUGAUGAUUUUGAGCUUGAAUGUUUUCAUACCUGAUUAAAACUUGGUUUAUUCUAAUUUCUGUAUCAUAUCAUCUGAGGUUUAUGUGGUAACUAGUCUUAUAACAUGUAUGUAUCAUUUUUUUGUUGUUCAUCUAAAGCUUUUUAAUCCAAAUAAAUACAGAGUUUGCAAAGUGA